CUUUACAUUUUUUAUUCAUUUAUUUGCCAAGUAUAUUAUUUAUUCGAUGACAUCCACAAAUUAAUUGUGAGAGCCUAUAAUAUAAUUUCCCUCAAAUGCAGUUAUGGAGCGAAAUGCAAUAAUAAAUAGUCAAGAUAGCAGAGUAGGCUCUUUCAACAAUGAGACCAACGUUGAGGAAGGUGGUCUUGAUCGCGCUGUUGGGCCGGGACCAGCCCCGCCGAAAGCGCAGGUCUGUGUGGGUCCAGAGAUGGUUCAAGUCCCGAAAGCAGGCAGGGAAGUUCCCCUGUCUCAUUCAAGAGCUUCGAAUGUUUGGAGAGGAAUUCCGAAGUUACUUUCGUCUGGACCGAAGCCAGUUCGAUCACCUGCUCCAGAUGGUUGGAGCCAGGAUCACCCGGAUGGAUACCAACUACCGGGAGUCCAUCAGCCCAGUUGAACGCCUGGCGAUUUGUCUCCGAUUCUUGGCGACAGGGGACUCCUACAGGACCAUUGGAUUCAGCUUCCGAGUUGGACGGUCCACGGUGGCAGGCAUUGUCCCCUCUGUGGCACAAGCCAUUUGGGACUGUCUGGUUGGUGAAUACGUGCCUGUCCCCAAGGAGGAAGACUGGAGGGCCACUGCUGCCGAGUUCCUGGAGAGGUGGAAUUUCCCCAACUGUCUUGGCUCCAUUGACGGGAAACAUGUAGUAAUCCAGGCUCCACCGUGCUCAGGUUCGCAAUUCUACAACUACAAGGGUACAUAUUCAGUUGUACUCUUGGCUGUAGUAGAUGCCAUCUACUGUUUCCGUGUUGUCGAUGUUGGUGCUUACGGCAAGGGAAGUGAUGGCGGGACCCUCCGGGACUCUGCCUUUGGCCAGGCACUUCAGGAUGGCACCCUGGAUAUUCCAACACCUGCAUCACUCCCUGGGGCUGAAGACCUGGGACCUGUUCCCCACGUCUUCGUCGGCGAUGAGGCCUUCCCUUUAAGACCCAACCUCAUGAGGCCCUACGCUGGACGCCAGCUGCCAUUGCCUGUAAGGAUCUUUAACAAACGACUGUCCAGGGCAAGGUUAGUUGUUGAAUGCGCCUUUGGGAUUCUGGCAGCCCGAUGGAGAAUGUAUUGGCGAGUGCUUGGUCUCAGCCCCUCAAAUGUUGAUGCCUGCGUGAAGGUCACAUGUGUUCUCCAUAACUACCUGUGGAGGUCAUUCCAGGAGCCGCUCCGGAUGGAGAUGGGCACACCAAAUGGUCACCUUCCUGAUGGCACCAGGACAGGCACUCCAGGUGAGGGAGAAGCUGACCACCUACUUCUCAUCGCCAGCAGGUGA
Salvelinus fontinalis (brook trout) is the source of this 1298-nucleotide messenger RNA. RefSeq lists its product as uncharacterized. The coding region runs from base 159 to 1298 and encodes 379 amino acids. The record is from RefSeq and is a predicted model, not a curated record. The transcript has 2 exons. Lineage: Eukaryota; Metazoa; Chordata; Actinopteri; Salmoniformes; Salmonidae.